Molecule: messenger RNA, 1390 nt
Organism: Alosa sapidissima (American shad)
Lineage: Eukaryota; Metazoa; Chordata; Actinopteri; Clupeiformes; Clupeidae
Product: E3 ubiquitin-protein ligase TRIM21-like
Exons: 4
Coding region: 37-1302 (421 amino acids)
Molecular function (GO): protein binding
Source: RefSeq, a predicted model, not a curated record
UGGACAGGGUGUCAUAGAUCCACCGCAGAGAGAAAAAUGGAGAUGCUCAUAAAUGACGAUGCCCAGACCUACAGAGUACACAGAUCCCCCAAUGACAAAGAUGAACCAGAAGAUAUCAACACAGACUUGAGCAAGAACACCAAGAAAGCUAGAAAUCACAAAAUCUUUGGCUUCUACAAGCUUGCAGUGGUGUUGCUUGGGCUGCUGUGUCUUCUCCUGUUGGCUGUCAUCAUAGGACUGUCCAUCAAGACCACUGAAGCAAGACAUCAGUUAGAGCUCAGUCACAAUAAACAGGAUAAAGAGAAACACCAGCUCCUGGCUCUUUGCAACAAUUUGACUGGAGAGAAAGACCAACUACAAACAAGCUUUAACAACUUGAAAAGAGAGAAAUCCCAAUUACAGACUCAGUACAGUAUCCUGAAGAACAAGACAUCUCAGACAGAAGCCCAAUACGACACUUUGGCUAAAGAAAGAGAUGAACUGCAGACGUUCUUCACCGGUCACAAUAAGCAGGCUGAACACAACCAGCUACAGGCUCUUUACAACAAUUUGACAGCAGAGAAAGACCAACUACAAACCAGUUUCAAUUAUCUAAAUCGAACAAUGUCCCACUUACAGACUCAGUACAGUAUCCUGAAGAACAAGACAUCCCAGACAGAAUCCCAAUACGACACUUUGGCUAAAGAAAAAGAUGAACUGCAGAAGUACUUCAUUAAACACGAAUCCAUGAUGGAGAUCAAGAAAUGUGCAGUGGAUGUGACCCUGGAUCCUGAUACGGCACAAUUUAAACUCAUCCUGUCUGCUGAUGGUAAAGAAGUGAACCAUGGAAACACACGACAGAAUGUCCGUGACAGCCCAAAGAGGUUCGGUCCUGUUAUAUGUGUCUUGGGAAAACAGGGCUUUUCCUCUGGUAAAUUCUACUAUGAGGUUCAGGUCGAGGGGAAGACUGAUUGGACGUUAGGAGUGGCCAGAGAGUCCAUUACCAGGAAGGGGGUGGUAAGCCUGACCCCUGGGAAUGGAUACUGGACAAUAUGGCUGAAAAAUGAGACCGAGUAUAUGGCAAAAAAUGACAUACCUGCCCCCCUCUUCCUGAAAGAGAAGCCCCAAAGAGUGGGGGUGUUUGUGGACUACGAGGCUGGUCAGGUCUCCUUUUAUGAUGCUGACAGUUGGUAUCAUAUGUACUCUUACACCAGUGUUCCCUUCACAGAGACUCUCCAUCCAUUCUUCAGCCCCGGUAAUAAUUACGGAGGUAAAAACGCCUCCCCUCUGAUCAUCACUCCAGUCUGUCUGACCACAUCAUAAUCAAAUCCAAGAUUUUUUCCCUCUGUUCCUUAAAGGGACACCAGGCAAGCCUGAUGCUUUUUCUCUACGAAACUCCCCCUCGCUCGGU